AUGGGUCGUUCUUUUUUUCGUAAACUGCUUGAUGAUGACUCAGAUGAAGAUGAGAUAAUUAUAAAACUUCUCACGAGUUCGACAUCACAACGUAAGCAUCGUCGGUAUAUCGAACGUAAUCAUUUGGCAGGCCAUAGAAGGCUUUAUGAUGACUACUUUGCCGAAGAACUAGUAUAUCCUCUCAACUUAUUUCAAAGGAGAUUUCGAAGGAGACGUUCUCUUUUUCUCCGAAUCUUAUCUAGGGUAGAAGCUCAUGAACCUUACUUUACCCAAAAAAGAAAUGCUGCCAAAAAGCUUGGUCUAUCUCCCCUUCAAAAGAUGAUCGCUGCACUUAGGAUGCUUGCUUAUGGAGUAGCGGCUGAUUUUAUGGAUGAAUAUGUGAGAAUAGCAGAAACCACUGCAAUAACUAAUUUGAAAAAAUUUGUUGCAGCAGCGGUUGCUAUUUUUUCAGAGGAAUACUUGAGGUCACCAAACAAUGAAGACAUCGCUAGAUUGUUAGCCCAUGGCCAAAAUCGUGGAUUUCCAGGCAUGUUGGGAAGUAUUGAUUGCAUGCAUUGGAAAUGGAAAAAUUGUCCAACUGCAUGGAAAGGGAUGUAUUGUGUUCAUAUUCGUGAGUCAAGUAUUAUUUUGGAAACAGUGGCUUCAUAUGAUCUUUGGAUAUGGCACUCAUUUUUUGGGUUACCUGGGUCAAACAAUGAUAUUAACGUGUUGAAGCGGUCUCAUGUAUUUUCUGAGCUUGCACAAGGACGUGCUCCUGCAGUUAAUUACUCAAUUGAUGGUGAUGAUUACACUAUGGGAUACUAUCUUGCCGAUGGCAUAUAUCUACAAUGGUCAACAUUUGUGAAGACAAUCCCAAGGCCACUAGGAGCAAAAAGAAAAUUAUUUGCAAAAGCUCAGGAGGCAUAUAGGAAGGAUGUAGAGCGUGUAUUUGGAGUGCUUCAAGCACGAUUUGCUAUUGUACGUGGACCUACACGGUUUUUCUAUCAUGAAACACUACAUGACAUUAUGAAAGCAUGCAUAAUUCUUCAUAACAUGAUUAUUGAAGAUGAGCGAGAUGAAGCUGAAGCAGUGGACUUAGAUUAUGAACAAAUUGAUGAGAUUUCAUGUACACCAAUGUCACGUGAGCCAACAAAUGAAUUUACGGAAUUCAUUCAAGUUCAUCAAUGCAUUAGGGAUCGAGAAGUUCAUUCUCAACUCCAAAUGAAUCUCAUUGAACAUUUAUGGCAAUUACAAGGAGAGUCAUGA
Quercus robur (English oak) is the source of this 1245-nucleotide messenger RNA. RefSeq lists its product as uncharacterized. The record is from RefSeq and is a predicted model, not a curated record. The transcript has a single exon. The coding region runs from base 1 to 1245 and encodes 414 amino acids. NCBI's taxonomy places the organism in Eukaryota, Viridiplantae, Streptophyta, Magnoliopsida, Fagales, Fagaceae.